UCCAGCGGCGCCAUCGCUGUGUCCAUCCUGCUGUGGUCACCCUGCCAGCUGGCCUUCGAGCUCCUGGCUUCCGUCACCCAGCUCUUCAUCAACAUCUUCUUUGUGAAUAUCUACGGCCUGGGCUUGCUGCUUCUCAUUGUUGUUGUCGGCGCCUUUGUCUUCAACCCGGGGCUGCUGUGGACGCUGACAGACUGUGUGCUGGGUUACUUCAACACGCUGCCGUCCUACCACCGCCUGCAGCGGGAUGCCCAGACCUGGCGCAGGUUGGUGGACUGGAGUCUGCAGGUAACCAACUGGAGCCAAGGAGGCGGAAUGAUGAACCGGGAAAGCAACCAGCCAGGGGCAGCUGUGCCUGCCUUCCCCCGCGCUCCCGGCAAAAAAAAAACGUCGCUUGCUUCCCCCCGAGCCCCCGGCAGGCCGAUGCUGGCAAGGGUCAGCCAGCUGCCAGCGGAGCAUGAGGACGAUGAGGAUGCUGAGCAGGUACCACAAGCACGUCCUGCUCUGGGUCGAAGUGUGGGGGGACAGCGUCUCCAGCCACGCUGGGAGGAACCGGGUACCUCGUGGGGGAAAGCUCACAGGAGGCAGCAGCUGAACGCAGGAGCUAGGGAUGCUGAGGGCACUGCAGAUAAUGACCCCUGGAUGCUCCUGAAAGAACAAGAGGAACGCAAGAAAUGCGUCAUCUGCCAAGACCAAACUAAGACAGUCCUGCUUCUGCCCUGCAGGCACCUGUGCCUGUGUCAGGAGUGCACGGAAGUCCUCCUGCAGCAGGCCAUCUACCAGCGCAACUGCCCACUGUGCCGCCAGAUGAUCCUCCAGACGCUCAAUGUGUACUUGUGA
Messenger RNA from Nestor notabilis (Kea), 837 nucleotides. It is a transcript of the gene RNF26, whose product is annotated as ring finger protein 26. Gene Ontology annotation, molecular function: ubiquitin protein ligase activity. The record is from RefSeq and is a predicted model, not a curated record. NCBI's taxonomy places the organism in Eukaryota, Metazoa, Chordata, Aves, Psittaciformes, Psittacidae. Gene Ontology annotation, biological process: protein ubiquitination; ubiquitin-dependent protein catabolic process.